GACUGGCUCCCCGCCGGGCUGGCCGAGCAGCUCAAGUGGCUGAACUACCGGGCGGCGGAGGCCGCCGCGGCGCUGGCGCUGGGCAGGGCAGCGGAGGCGUCCGACGCGGCCCUGUGCGGCCUGGUGCACGCGCUCGCGGUCGAGCGGGCGGAAUGUCCAGGCCUGGCGGCCGAGCCGCGUGCGCUGCUGCGGCGGAUGGCCUGGCUCGCGCUGCCCGCGCUCCACGGGGCCGCGCAGGCGUCAGAGUUGUAA
Molecule: messenger RNA, 252 nt
Organism: Prorocentrum cordatum
Lineage: Eukaryota; Dinophyceae; Prorocentrales; Prorocentraceae
Source: the annotation of a GenBank genome assembly